AUUGUAGAGAGUACAAUUUUAGGAUCAUUCUCAAUUUUGUAUUUCUUCCACGUGUCAUUGACUUUUUAACAUUUAUCACUCGUGGCCCACUGAUUUACACGCGCGGGGGGAGUGUGAAAUUCAGUUUUUACCGCUCGUAGGUGUUUUAAAGCCCCUCCUAUAAAUACCGAGUUUUCAAACACCGAAAAUCAGAAGUGAGAAAGAAAAUAAAAAAAAACUAUGGAGACAGUGGCGGUGAUGAAGAAGACGAGGGGGAGGCAGAAGAUCCCGAUGCGGAAAAUCGAGAACGAAGGCGACCGGUUCGCCACGUUCUCGAAGCGCCGCAAAGGGUUCUACAAGAAGGCCAGCGAGCUCUCCUGGAUCUCCGGCGCCGACAUCGGGAUCGUCCUCACCUCCCCCACCGGCAAGAUCUUCUCCUUCUUCAACCCCUCGCCGGACUCCAUCACCUGCCGCCUCUUCAGCCGGGGCCAGUGGCUGGGCGAGAGGGCUCUGGCGAUCGACGCGCGCUCACGCGCCGCCGUGGACGAGCUCUACGGGGCGAUCGACGAUCUGGAGUCUCACAUGGAGGCGGUGAAUCAGAGAUCGAAGAUUCUGGAUCUGAGCCUCCGGCGGCCUCCGCCGCCGCAGGGGAGGAGGACGUGGUGGGAGGAGGAUGUGGCGGAAUUCACGGCGGAGGAGGUGGAGCGCUAUCAGGCUUUCCUGGAAGGGCUGCAGAAUGGGGUGAGUAGCUGCUUGGGUGCGGCCAUUCUCGGAGCUCCUCCGGUCUCCUCCGCCGCUGCCGCCGCCCCUCAUGAGGCUGCUGCCGCCGCCUUGUAUUCUGCUUUGCCUUCAAAUGUAGGCAAUAAUAUAUAGGGUCUAGAGAUUUGUUCUGCCAUGCAAGUAAGCAUGGAUUUUAAUUUGGAUGAAUUCAUGAUCUUUUUUUUUUAAAAAAACAAAUGAAUAGAAAUAGUAUAA
This is a messenger RNA of Cuscuta campestris, 954 nucleotides long. The record is from the annotation of a GenBank genome assembly. NCBI's taxonomy places the organism in Eukaryota, Viridiplantae, Streptophyta, Magnoliopsida, Solanales, Convolvulaceae.